Messenger RNA from Aspergillus brunneoviolaceus CBS 621.78, 1151 nucleotides. RefSeq names its product DUF202 domain-containing protein. Bases 408 to 956 code for a protein of 182 amino acids. The transcript is spliced from 2 exons. The record is from RefSeq and is a predicted model, not a curated record. Lineage: Eukaryota; Fungi; Ascomycota; Eurotiomycetes; Eurotiales; Aspergillaceae.
GGAUCCUUUCAGCAUAACCAUAACCCAUAACCCAACAAUAAGAACGUCGACACCUUGUGCAACGCCGAGUUCGCAAGACAACGCGGCCGUGACAUCAUUCUGCCCAGGGUUGUCGCCGAGCAUGGAAUCACGUGCUGGGAUGCAUCACUAGCCAUCACUAGUAGUGUACUCCGUACCUUGGCUGUCACCGGACCCUUUUCCCAGCACCCAAGAAUACGACCAGUCUCAGAGAGAGAAAAUCCAGAAUCCCAGCCAUGAGCAUCACCCAGACGCAGCGAGUCAAGGUCGCAAGCAGUUGGCCUGCACAGCUUCGAUAUCCUGGCUGUGAUUAUUCGAUCCAGACGUGAAGCAGCACAUUGCUAUACCACACAACAAGUCCUCAACUCCCAACACACACAACUGCAACAAUGACAACCACAACCACAACCACAACCACAACCACAACCACAACAACCCCCCACCACCCCCCCAAGCCCCCGUACAACCCCCUAAUCAACCCCGCCAACGCAACCCCCAUCUCCGCCAACAACCCCCCCCAACCCACCACGCACAUCUUCCUCGCCCGCCCCCUCAGCGGCGCCCUCCUCUUCGACAACCUCACCUCGGACGCGCGCGACCACUGCGCCAACGAGCGCACUUUCCUCUCGUGGCUGCGCCUGGCCAUGUACCUGGGCGUCGUGGCGAUCGCGAUCAUCAUCUCGUUCCACUUCCAGACGCCGCCGACGGGCUUGGAGCGGCGCAUGGCGCUGCCGCUGGGGAUCGUGUUCUGGCUGCUGAGCCUGACGUGCCUGAUCACUGGAUUCGCCAACUAUAUCCGCACGGUCCGCAAGUACAGCCAGCAGGCGGCGCUGGUGCAGAGCGGGUGGAAGACCCAGGUCAUGUUUACGGUGGUCGGGACGGUGAUUCUGGCGUGUUGUGUGCUGUUUUUGGCGACGGAUGCGAAGACGUCCCGUUGAACUUUCAAGGGACAUGGGUUGAGGAUGGAUUAUGCACUACGAUCUCAGGUGAGCGCUAGAGGGAAGGGUAUAGGUCAAGGUGAAGGGCAAGGGCAAAGUCUGGGCCGGUUUAUGAUAUGUACGAAACAAGCGAGUCGCCAAUUAUCUUUAGCAUCAAGAUCACGGUCAAUGUGAAUGCAGUGGUUUGUUGAAACU